Molecule: messenger RNA, 632 nt
Organism: Lactuca saligna
Lineage: Eukaryota; Viridiplantae; Streptophyta; Magnoliopsida; Asterales; Asteraceae
Source: the annotation of a GenBank genome assembly
GGCAUUUGGCAGGUAUAUCCACUCUCUGGUGAUAAGAGAUUUCCUCCCGUCUUCUGUUCUUCAUACAGCGAAGUACAACAAUGGCGACUAUUCCAUGUACUGUUCAACUCAUCUUCGCGAGUACAGACACAAAACCCAUGAACAGUUCGAUCCCAGUUCUUGGUAAACUCAAUUCACAGUUUAUGGGAAUGCGUAAAGGACUCGGGUUUUGCAGGCGAACUUCAAGAAUUGGACCUAGUUGUGGUUCAAGAACCACCUGUUGGUUCAAGUUCGGUAAAAAUGGCGUCGAUUCGGAGGGUGCUGGUAUUUACGGCAGUCAAUCCCGCGACGAUUUUGAUCGGGAUGAUGUCGAACAGUACUUCAAUUACAUGGGUAUGCUUGCUGUCGAGGGAACAUAUGAUAAGAUGGAAGCUCUGUUAAGCAUGAACAUUCACCCUGCUGACAUUUUGUUGAUGAUGGCUGCCUCUGAAGGCGACAAGCCCAAAAUAGAGGAGCUGUUGAAAGCUGGAGCCAAAUAUGAUGUCAAAGAUGCUGGUGGAAAGACUGCACUUGAUAAAGCAGUAAACGAUGAAAUCAAAAACUUCAUUCUAAGUUUUACCACUCAAAAGGUUCACCACCUACCACCCAAUUAA